AUGGUCAAAGUUGAUGGACUUCUGGUGGGCCAACUAGGCCCGAGGCCUGACUGGAAAUCAACAUCUCCAUCUAACUCCUGGUGCAUACCAGCCCCAGAAGCACCCAGAGCCACCAGGCCCCAGCAGCAUCCAGAGCCACCAGGCCCCAGCAGCAUCCAGGGCUAUCAGGCUCCAGUAACAGCCAGAGCUACAAGGCCGCAGCAGCAUCCAGGUUUACCAAGACCCAGUUGCAUUCAGAGCUACCAGGUCCAAGCAGCAUCUAGAGCUGCCAGGUCCAAGCAGCCUCCAGGAUUACCAGUCCCCAGCAGCAUCCUGAGCUUCCAGACCCCAGCAGCAACCAGGGCUACCUGGUCCAAGCAGCAUCCAGGGCAACCAGGUCCAAGCAGCAUCCAGGGGUUACCAGGCCCCAGCAGCAUCCAGGACUACCAGGCUCCAACAGCAUCUAGGGCUACCUGGUCCAAGCAGCGUCCAGGGCAACCAGGUCCAAGCAGCUUCCAGAACUUCCAGACCCCAACGGCCUUCAGGGUUAUCAGACCCCAGCAGCAUCCAGGGCAACCAGGCCCCAGCAGCAUCCAGAGCUACCAGACCCCAGCAGCCUCCAGAGCUACCAGACCCCAGCAGCAACCAGAACUAGCAGACCCCAGCAGCAUCCAGAGCUACCAGACCCCAGCAGCAACCAGAGCUACCAGACCCCAGCAGCAUCCAGAGCUACCAGACCCCAGCAGCAACCAGGGCUUCCAGGCCCCAGCAGCAUCCAAGACUACCAGGCCCCAGCAGCAUCUAAGGCAACCAGGCCCCAACAGCCUCCAGAGCUUCCAGGCCCCAGCAUCCAGGAUUACAAGGCCCCUCCAGCAUCCAGGGCUACCUGGCCCCAGCAUGCAACAGUGUGCUGUGUGUGACAUUUUGAUUAUUGUCCUUAUGCACAUGCAGUCCAAGAUGGCCACCUCCGUGCACCCACUUUUGGUUAGCUUGUCGCUGGCCAUCCUCCUGAGUUUGACCUCUCUGGGCGGACUGAACUCCUGGCCGUCAGGUCAGGCUUUAGCCCAGGUGUCUCCCAACAACCAGACAGCGCAGCCUUCUAUGGUACCAGAGGCCGCGCUGGCAACACCCACGCCAGACGUGGAGGACAAAACAGCUCCAACUAGCGGUAACCGUUGCUGGGGUUACUAUGAUGUCAUGGGUCAGUGGGACCCGCCCUUUAACUGUAACGCAGGUAUCUACCUGUUCUGUUGCGGCUCCUGCUUCUACCGCUUCUGCUGUCAGUUCAAAAUCCACAGUUUGGACCAGACUUCGUGUUCCAACUAUGACACGCCCGUCUGGGCAAACACCGGGCGGCCGGCAGCACCCGUCACGGAGGUCCAGGAGGAGCCGGACAAGGAUCGGACCCACAUGAUCGUGUAUAUUAUCUGUGGAGUGGUGGCCAUCAUGGUGUUGGUUGGGAUUUUCACCAAGCUCGGGCUGGAGAAGAGUCAGGGAGGACAGACGGACAUGACCAACUCCAGGACUCUGACAGAGCUUAUGAAGCAGCCAGGGGAGGCGGGAAUGGUGGAUGGAACCGGAGUUCAUCAUCCUAUAGGGACGAACGGCAUCUCCGCCAGAUCACUACGCUCCAACAAUGAUCAUAACCAUCUGAACAACGCAGCCUUGUCUCCCCUGGGUCCAGCCAUGGCCUUGUCUCACCCUCACAACAACCUGGGAAUCGGUUUCAACAAGUACACCUCGCUUAAGGCCGUGGACACGGCUGCAAGAGACUACUACAAGAGCUACCCAAUGGUAGAUUACACUCAUCGCCAGUCGCCUCCCACAUUCCAGCCAAUCAACUUCCACCCCAAGGAUAAGCCCUUCCUCCCACCUCCCGACAUCCACGCGCCGCUGGCCAUCACCAUCAACGCCUCGCAGAUCCCCAAACCUAAGAUCUCCAAGACCAACACCCACCCGCUCACCUCCAGCUCAGCCUUCAAAGCUUGGGACCCCAGUAAGAGCCACAUCCAGCACCCAGUGGCCUCCCACAUGGCCCUCCAGGGCCAGCAGCACCACCCCAUUCAGCAGCAGCAGCACCAGCCGCUGCACCAGCAGAACAGCCGGCGCCAGGCCUACUCCAACAAGAGGCAGUUCAGCAUCGAGACGCUGCCAGAGCUCUUCUCGCAGCCGCUGGGCUACGGCCAUUCGCCACACAUGCACCCCAAGCACAAGGGACUGCCCACCAACAGCAAGACAGAGGUCACAGUCUGA
Epinephelus moara (kelp grouper) is the source of this 2232-nucleotide messenger RNA. RefSeq lists its product as uncharacterized. Bases 1 to 2232 code for a protein of 743 amino acids. The record is from RefSeq and is a predicted model, not a curated record. NCBI's taxonomy places the organism in Eukaryota, Metazoa, Chordata, Actinopteri, Perciformes, Serranidae. The transcript is spliced from 6 exons. Gene Ontology annotation, cellular component: postsynaptic density; AMPA glutamate receptor complex; postsynaptic membrane. Gene Ontology annotation, biological process: regulation of short-term neuronal synaptic plasticity; regulation of AMPA receptor activity.